Aureobasidium melanogenum CBS 110374 is the source of this 888-nucleotide messenger RNA. RefSeq lists its product as uncharacterized. NCBI's taxonomy places the organism in Eukaryota, Fungi, Ascomycota, Dothideomycetes, Dothideales, Saccotheciaceae. The record is from RefSeq and is a predicted model, not a curated record. The transcript has 3 exons. Gene Ontology annotation, molecular function: NADH dehydrogenase activity. Bases 1 to 888 code for a protein of 295 amino acids.
AUGGCCUCCAAGCUCGCUCCCAUGGCCUUCAGAAGCAGCAGCAGAGCUCUGCGCGUCCUCGCCAGACAACAACCCCGCCGCUCAUUCGCCGUCUCUUCCGUUUCCCGUAGCGACUCGCUCUUCGUCCACCGCGACUCACCAGAGAACAACCUCGAUGUUCCUUUCAAGUUCAACGCCCAAAAUGAGAAGCUCAUUGAGGAAGUCCUCAGCCGAUACCCUUCGCAAUACAAGAAGGCUGCCGUCAUGCCCCUUCUCGACCUCGGUCAGCGCCAACACGGUUUCUGCAGCAUCAGUGUCAUGAACGAGGUUGCCCGCAGAUUGGAAAUGCCUCCCAUGCGUGUCUACGAGGUUGCCACUUUCUACACCAUGUACAACAGAGAGCCCGUUGGUCGCUACCACGUCCAGUGCUGCACCACCACUCCCUGCCAACUUAGAGGAUCCGACGGUGUCAUGAAGGCCAUUGAGGAGGAGCUCAAGAUUCACCACGGCGAGACCACUGAGGACAAGCUUUUCACCUUUACCGAAGUCGAAUGCUUGGGUGCAUGCGCCAACGCCCCUAUGGUCCAGAUCAACGACGAUUACUACGAGGAUUUGACCCCCGAGACAACAAAAUCGCUGCUCAGAGCUCUUAGAGAAGCCGCACAGAAGGCCGGCGCAAGUGGACAAGCUUCCGGUCUUGCUGGCGAGGCUGGAAAGGCCGAGGGAGCUGGAGGCUCAGGUACCACAAUCUCCGAGCAAGGCAGAGGUUACGAGGCACAAGGCGUCAAGCUCCCUACCCCUGGUCCCCUCAGUGGCCGCAAGUCUUGCGAGCCUUCUCACGGCUUGACCAGCUUGACCAGCGAGAUGUGGGGCAACGAGAAGCUUAGAACCGACGGUGCUCUCGACUAG